Messenger RNA from Pelobates cultripes (western spadefoot toad), 236 nucleotides. The record is from the annotation of a GenBank genome assembly. Lineage: Eukaryota; Metazoa; Chordata; Amphibia; Anura; Pelobatidae.
GCCCGAGAGAGAGGAUGGGAUGAAGCACAUAGAGCCUGUGGAAGGUGUGGUCAAAGAGGGGCAAAGAGAUGGAGACUGGGAAAUCGGGGUUAUAGGGGCAGGGGUAACCAAGGAGGAAUAGACAGGAACACUUGUUUCAACUGUGGCCAGCAUGGCCACUGGAGGAAUGAGUGUCCACACCCCAGGAAACCCCAGCAGCCCCAACAACCCCACAAUUCUCAAAAUACGCCCGAUAG